CGUCACUUCCUGUUUCUUUAGGAGAACGUGGCUUUCCCCAGAGCGCCCGAUCUUUCCCUCUGCGUCUCCGCUGCAGCGGCCGGAGCUGGAGUCGGACCCCGAGCGCAGUUUCGCCAUGGACUCGGCCGUCAGCGACCCGCAUAACGGCAGCGCCGAGGCAGGCGGCCCAACCAACGGCACAACGCGGCCGCCUUCCACGCCAGAGGGCAUCGCGCUGGCCUACGGCAGCCUCCUGCUCAUGGCGCUACUGCCCAUCUUCUUCGGCGCCCUGCGAUCCGUGCGCUGCGCCCGCGGCAAGAACGCCUCGGACAUGCCUGAGACCAUCACCAGUCGGGACGCCGCCCGCUUCCCCAUCAUCGCCAGCUGCACCCUCUUGGGACUCUACCUCUUUUUCAAAAUAUUCUCCCAGGAGUACAUCAACCUCUUGCUGUCCAUGUAUUUCUUCGUGCUGGGAAUCCUGGCCCUGUCCCACACCAUCAGCCCUUUCAUGAAUAAGUUUUUUCCAGCCAACUUCCCAAACCGACAAUACCAGCUGCUGUUCACACAGGGCUCUGGGGAGAACAAGGAAGAGAUCAUCAAUUAUGAGUUUGACACCAAGGACCUGGUGUGCCUGGGCCUGAGCAGCAUCGUUGGCGUCUGGUACCUGCUGAGGAAGCACUGGAUUGCCAACAACCUCUUCGGCCUGGCCUUCUCCCUUAACGGGGUAGAACUCCUGCACCUGAACAACGUCAGCACUGGCUGCAUCUUGCUGGGAGGGCUCUUCAUCUACGACAUCUUCUGGGUGUUUGGCACCAAUGUGAUGGUGACAGUGGCAAAGUCCUUUGAGGCACCAAUAAAAUUGGUGUUUCCCCAGGACCUGCUGGAGAAGGGCCUGGAAGCGGACAACUUUGCCAUGCUGGGACUCGGAGACAUCGUCAUUCCAGGAAUCUUCAUUGCCUUGCUGCUGCGUUUCGACAUCAGCUUGAAGAAGAACACCCACACCUACUUCUACACCAGCUUUGCAGCCUACAUCUUCGGCCUGGGCCUUACCAUUUUCAUCAUGCACAUCUUCAAGCACGCCCAGCCUGCCCUCCUGUAUCUGGUCCCUGCGUGUAUUGGCUUUCCUGUCCUGGUGGCACUGGCCAAGGGAGAAGUGACCGAAAUGUUCAGCUACGAGUCCUCAGCGGAAAUCCUGCCUCACACCCCGAGGCUCACCCACUUCCCCACAGUCUCGGGCUCCCCAGCCAGCCUGGCGGACUCCAUGCAGCAGAAGCUAGCUGGCCCUCGCCGCCGGCGCCCGCAGAAUCCCAGCGCCAUUUAUGAGGAGUCAAAUCCUAAGGAUCCAGCAGCAGUGACAGAAACCAGAGAGGGAACAGAGGCGACCACAUCGAAGGGGCUGGAGAAGAAGGAGAAGUGAUGGAGCUGGUGCCUGACCCUGCAAGGGCCAGACACCCGGGCGGGCUGGCCACACGCUGGCCCGCACAGCGCAGGCCUGCCGCUGGGGCAGGCAGCUCCCAGAGAGGGGCAGGGGCAGUAGGCUCCCUCCAGCGGGGCCUCCGGGGCCUGGUUCCCUCUCCCCCUUCUCUGGCCUUCUCUGCUCCUCCCCGUCUCCUGCCUGCAAAGGAAGCCCCCAACUGUCCCCACCCCCCCAACCCCUGGGUGCCAGGUGGGAAAAGUGGGUCUGAUUUUUAGACUUUUGUAUUGUGGACUGACUUUGCCUCAAAUUAAAAACUCAUCCCGUUGCCUGGG
Molecule: messenger RNA, 1728 nt
Organism: Cervus elaphus (red deer)
Lineage: Eukaryota; Metazoa; Chordata; Mammalia; Artiodactyla; Cervidae
Gene: HM13
Product: histocompatibility minor 13
Exons: 13
Coding region: 116-1396 (426 amino acids)
Biological process (GO): membrane protein proteolysis
Cellular component (GO): membrane; cytoplasmic side of endoplasmic reticulum membrane; lumenal side of endoplasmic reticulum membrane
Molecular function (GO): aspartic endopeptidase activity, intramembrane cleaving
Source: RefSeq, a predicted model, not a curated record